UUGCUGCUAAGCUACCGUCGUCAUGCGGCGGCUUCGGCGAAGCUCCGGCUAAACUAUGUCCGAGUGGGACCUUUGUUUAUCCCGCAAACAGCUUUCCAUCUUCUUUUUUCUUUGCGCGGACAUCCACCUCAGUAAGAUGGAGUGACCAUAUAGUCUUCUCGGUACUAAUAUAAUAAUUCUCACUUGUUUAUUCGAAAUCCUUCCCCGAUCCGAACCCACCAUCAUACAGCAUCCGAAAUGCCUCGCCUCGUUCGCCAGCGGCCACUGGCUGAGCGCAUCAAAUCCUGGAUCGAUCCUGAGGAUUGGUAUAUAUGGGUCUCAGACAAACUGGACUCUGAAGACUGGGAAGACUUUGCAAAGGAGCACUCCCGUAUCAUCGGAUUUGCGUUGAACCUGGUCUUCAUUGUGGCACAGGCAAAUGCAUCCCGCAGAUCCGAGAGCGACGAUGAUGUGCUCAUGGGCGGCACCAACGGUCCCGGUUGGUUUGCUUGGUUCUGUAGGCUUCUCGUUCUGGGUCUUUCCGGUCUGGCAUUCAUGAAUGCCUUCUUCACUUUCUACCGAAAGAGACACUACAGGCUGUUCGAACAGCCAAUCGAAAACGGUCCCGCCACCCCAUCCGCGCAACGUGUGCGCGUCGAUUCCUCCCCGUCCACGGGUAGUCCUCUCUAUUAUUUGAGGAAUAUCAUAAGCGCUACUUCAGCGGAGUCGAGAGCGCAUCCGGAUGCUGGGCGCGAUGUCUGGGAAAUCGCGAUCUGGAAUCCGAACCCGCUGUGCCUGGACAUCUACUGUCUUUUCAAUCCUUUACACGUCAUUCUCUACUAUCUCACACUUCCAGUAGCGCCGCUGGACCCGCAACCGAGCGUCAAAGUCUUCACCACGGUCGUACUGGGUACUUUUCUUUCCUUCCAACUUUGGCUCUUCCGAUCUUCAUUCGCUCAGCAAACAAAAGACAACGACAUCAUCCGCCGCGAAGUCCUCCAUGAAUACGACAAUAAGUUCGUUCAUCCCAAUACUCAAAAGGUAUGCCGAGACGUUGGCAUCCAAACUAUCUCACGAAAAACGACCCGAGAUUCGAGCGUUGGCGUUCGUGGCAGCAGUGAUGACCUUGCCUCGGAAAUCGUGACUUAUACACCAACAACUAUUCUUAAUCGCUCAUUCAAGACGAAUCCAAACGUCAGCUAUGCUUCACAAUACGACCCAGAGAACGUCGGGCACACCCGAACCCCGUCUCGCCACCGCGGAGCUUCAAUCUCUAAAUACACAUCCACGACCACUGCAACCGGUGCCGAUUUCUCGUCUCCGAUCCGUCCUUCACAUACACCGAAUCCUUUUCGUCAGCAACCCACGUUUCGUCCCACAAAUACAGGAGAUGGUGGCAGUCUGGGUGUGUACUCCCACGCUAACUCCCCACUCCGCAAAGCGGCGUCCACAAAUUUCAUAAGAGAGGACCGAGGACGAGACAGUCUAGGUGGUCAAGGGGAGAGAAUUCAGGGUACUCCAAGGCGAGAUGGUAGCCCGCUGAAAAGGAUGAGCAUGAUGGGUGCUGCGGCCUCUGGCAGUGAGAGACUGAACGGAGCUUCGGAGAGGUUCGGCCGACACGGAGGAGGGGGAGGCGGAAGAAGAGAAAGUGGUCGAUUUUGAGAAAGAUACAACAUCCGAAGGAAAAGCGAAUUUUUCUCCGGUGUGAGCACGACCGAACCAUGCCGUCACUUUCGGAGCGCCGUGGACUCGCCUUCAUUUUGUAUAUCUAUUUUCGUUAUCUAAAUACCCCAGCCGCUACCUUGUGGCUCUCCACGUACCAAACAUCAUAUCCCAUGUACCAAUAUAAUCCACAUACCCCACAAAUUCCACCUAGUCCACCCCCUUUCCUUCAUUCCACCUCGCCCUUCCACACUCCAACCAGCCUCCCCACCUCUCUCGCCGCAACCCCAUCAAGCACCUCGUGACUUUUCUUCACAACCCCUCCAUCCUCACUGAACCACAACCACCACGUAACCUCAUUCUCCACCGUCCUCUCCCCCACACUCAACGAUCUCCCUUUAACAACCAUCUUAUGCGCUACACUCACCACAACCACCUUCUUCACUUCAUCAACCAUAAUCCCAUCGUCCUCUUCCGCACUAGACCCAGUGCCGUGUUUCACGAUUCUGAAAGAUGUCUUGUCGAAAGAAGAACUCAUGGAGUUAAGAUGCUGUAUGAAUUCUUGCGCGGAUUUGGGAGCUGACGACGCGUGUGAAGGCAAGGAAGAUGUCGGGCCGAUGGUGUGUGUGUAGGUUUUUGAAGUCGUUGAUAGCAGAUUUUCGGGGUUGAUGUCGGUGCUCGUCGUUGGUGGGGAAGACUGUGAGGGAGGGGAGAAGGUUGCGAGGAAGCGUCGGGUUGUUUUAAGGAGGGUGGUUCGGAGCGGAGUUUGGGUGGUUGACAUUUUUGUCUUUCUUCGCCCCUGUUCUGUUCUUUUGUUUGUCCAGAGAGAAGGUGAGAGCGGUCUGUAUCGUCGUGUUGAGGGUUUGGGAAAGGAAAUGUAGAUUGUAGAAGGUGAUAUCGGGGCCUCAACGAAUGGAUCGAUGAAUGUGGUUGAACAAGCUUCGGGUAUGACUCUUUUUUCUUCUGUCUUAUCGUCGUCUUCGUAGAUGGGAAUAAGUACCAAGUCGCAGCAAGUGUAGUAGUAAUCGCUUGUCGGCCUUGCACCUCGAUCCUUCGUAAAAUCGAACGACAAAUUUUGCGAUGUGAGUAAGUAACAGUUUUGCAAAAGCAACCCCAAACAAUCACGCCGCCCUUUAAUCGGUCCUUUCAG
Molecule: messenger RNA, 2791 nt
Organism: Periconia digitata
Lineage: Eukaryota; Fungi; Ascomycota; Dothideomycetes; Pleosporales; Periconiaceae
Source: the annotation of a GenBank genome assembly